This is a messenger RNA of Pseudopipra pipra, 1298 nucleotides long. RefSeq lists its product as uncharacterized. The transcript has 4 exons. The coding region runs from base 292 to 1206 and encodes 304 amino acids. The record is from RefSeq and is a predicted model, not a curated record. Lineage: Eukaryota; Metazoa; Chordata; Aves; Passeriformes; Pipridae.
GGCAGCCCUUUCCCCGUUCCUCCCGUGCUCCGGGACCCCGAGCAGAGCUGCUCGUUUGUCCCCGUGUCCCUGUGUCUGUCCUCAGGCGGCCCCAGGAGCUGGCACUGACCGUGCCGCGGCUCGGGCACAGGCUGCUCCCAGCUCUGCCUGCGGAACUUCGGCAAUUACCGACAGCAGUUCUUUGCCCUGCCAUCCAGAAGGUGCGGCUCAUCUGACACCAGCCAGACGGGGAAGGCCCUGCCUGGGAGGGAAACGGCUACAGGGGAGGAAACCAAGAAAUGCUCCAACCGGAUGGUGCUGCGCGAGUCAAAAGAGGGGCAAGACCGCGGGCAAAUACAGUCAGGAAAUGAGCUUUUAUUCAAUCUCUGCAGGAGCCCUUCGCAGCCACGGGCCGGAGGGAGCGCGGCCGGCUGGGCUGUGCCCGGCUGGGGACGGGCACCAAUUCAUCGCUGCCCUGCUCAGGGAGGUUUUCCGGCCCCGUCCGGGCUUCACCCAACGGCUGCAAAGGUGCUCGUGCGGCAUCCGAGCUCAUUUCCAGGGAUAAAGGAGCCAAACGAGUCCGGAGGGAUCCCUCGCUCCGAGGCAAAGGCGUUUGGUCGAGUGUCGCCGCCUGGUCCCGCCUGCGGGGGAGCGUCUCCUCCAGACCUGGAACCGUGGCUGCUUCCUGGCAAACCUGGCGUUAAAGUGGCAGCUCUGCGGGGGAAGAUCCGGGCUCCAGGAGGCACUGGGAGGCUAUUGCAGCAGGAAUUCCCCAUGGAAUUGCGGGCUUUUCCCAGGGAGAAGAACAGGAACUCACAGCCACCAAGGCCUGACAGUCCCCUGCAGCCAGAGCUCAGCACACACCCAGAGAGGCAAUUCCAGCAUCUAAAAGAAAAAAAAGAAGAAAAAAGUGAUUUAUUUUGGUUUCAAGUUAUUUUAAGUUGUUCCAAGCAAAGCAAGCCUUGCUCUGGUUUCAGUUGGGUGAACAGUGAGCGCUGGGCACAGGGCACGUCAUUAAUGCCCAGGGGAUGGGGCUUUGUGGGGGAGGGAAGAGCAGCUGAUGGAGUUGCCCAAUCCAAUUCCUGCCCCGGGCCUGACUGGCCCAGGACAAACCCUCUGGCAGGCAGUGGUUUUGUUCCCUCUCAUGGUCAGUGCCCAGUGUGUCCCUGUGGGCAGUGCCAGGCUGGGGACAGGCACACGCAGCAUGACUUCAUGCUACUUCCUUAACAGGAGCACAUCAAACUCAUUGAAGCCAGAGAGGAAAUUACAAACAAACAAACAAACAAACAAAAGACCCAAAAAGAUGCUUUGCACUGAUA